This is a messenger RNA of Tetranychus urticae (two-spotted spider mite), 1249 nucleotides long. RefSeq names its product Enoyl-CoA hydratase, short chain 1 (gene Echs1). The record is from RefSeq and is a predicted model, not a curated record. Gene Ontology annotation, cellular component: mitochondrion. Gene Ontology annotation, biological process: fatty acid beta-oxidation. Gene Ontology annotation, molecular function: catalytic activity. NCBI's taxonomy places the organism in Eukaryota, Metazoa, Arthropoda, Arachnida, Trombidiformes, Tetranychidae.
UUUAAGUAAAAGCACCUUCAAUUGAUAGUUUUCAGUCUUAUUAUUGUUGUAUACUUCAUUAUCGUUCUAUACAAUUUUGAAAAUGUUGUCUCUUGUGGGAAAACAACUUUUUGCUAAAAACGGAUCGGUAUUAGCAGCUGGAAGUCGUUUUUUAUCUACAGACUUUCAACACAUCUUGGUAGAUAAACGUGGCGAGAAAAAAAAUGUCGGAUUUAUCCAGUUAAAUCGUCCAAAGGCACUUAACGCUCUUUGUGAUGCUUUGAUUAAAGAAUUGAGCCAAGCUUUAAAUGAGAUGGAAAAAGAUAAAGAUAUCGGGUCUGUUGUAUUGACCGGAUCAGAAAAAGCUUUUGCCGCCGGUGCCGAUAUCAAAGAAAUGUCUGAAGUUAAAUUUGCUGAAGCCUUUUCAACUAACUUUUUAUCAGGCUGGGACUCUGUUGCCAAAUUUAAAAAACCAUUGAUUGCCGCUGUCAAUGGAUAUGCACUUGGUGGUGGUUGUGAAUUGGCUAUGAUGUGUGAUAUCAUUUACUGUGGUGAUAAAGCCAAGUUUGGUCAGCCUGAAAUUGCCCUUGGAGUUAUCCCUGGUGCUGGUGGAACUCAAAGGUUACCCAAAGCCGUAGGUAAAUCAAGAGCAAUGGAAAUGGUUUUGUCAGGAUUGCCAAUUACAGCCCAAGAAGCAGAACACUGGGGUCUGGUCAGUCGAGUUUUUCCUGCAGAUAAACUUGUUGAUGAAGCAAUCAAACUUGGUGAAAAGAUAAGCUCACAGUCUAAAUUGAUUUCUAUGAUGGCAAAAGAGGCUGUCAAUAAUUCUUUCGAGACAACUUUACAACAAGGACUUAAAUCAGAGUUACGGUAUUUCCAUGCUGCUUUUGGAACUCACGAUAAAAUGGAAGGAAUGAAAGCUUUCAUUGAAAAACGUCCUGCAGGAUUCAAAGACGAAUAGAAUGAUUAAAGUUUUUGUGGAUUUUGAUACUUUGACUUUUUUAAAAGUGGAAAAACAAAUUUGUAUUCAAUAUCAAAAUUAAUCAAAUAUGCAAUACUUCAACUCUGUAAUUGUUAAUGAAAAUUUAAGAAUGCAGAAAGCAGUCAUUGUUAUCGAAUGCAAGGAAAAGUAUAAUGUUAAGGAAUUUUUGCGUGUCAACGCUUAUGUUAUUGAACUUGUUUUUUGUUAUCUAUAAUAAUUCUAGCUUUUAUGAUAACAUCUGUGCUCAAAUAAAGAUGGUUUAGAAAACCUUAAAAUUCUUACUGAAAA